CAAGACUACACUCUGUAUAAGAGCGAAGUGAGAACAAAUCCAGCCACGCUUUACCAUCAUCCAUCAUCUCCACUGCCACAAUGCGGCUCUCCAGCCUCAUCCCACUCCUCUUCAGCCUCCCCGCAUUCGCCGCCCUCCCCUACAAAGGCGUCGACUGGAGCUCCCUCCUGCACGAAGAAAAAGCCGGAAGAACCUACAAAUCCGCCUCCGGCCAAGUGCAACCACUCGAAACCAUUCUCAAAAACGCGGGCGUCAACACGGUCCGCCAACGCAUCUGGGUGAACCCACCCGACGGCAACUACAAUCUCGAUUACAACAUCAGGUUGGCCAAGCGCGCGAAGGCGGCCGGACUACAGAUUUAUCUUGAUUUCCAUUACAGCGAUAACUGGGCGGAUCCGGGGAAACAAGUUGUCCCCGCUGCGUGGAAGAACCUUGGUCGCGAUGCUUUGGUGCAGCAAGUUUAUACGUAUACCAAGGAUGUCAUGAACGCUUUUGCGCGCGAGCAGAUUCCCCUGGCUAUCGUUAGCAUUGGUAAUGAAAUCACGCCUGGGUUGCUUUUCCCGACUGGGCAAUUGAGCCGCUCCGACGGACCGCGGAACGUUGCCCUGUUGCUGAAAUCCGCCAGCAAAGCUAUCAAGGAGAGUAAUCUGAAGCCAACUCCAAAGAUCAUGAUCCAUCUCGACAAUGGCUGGAAGUGGGACACGCAGCAAUGGUGGUACGACACGGUCCUAGGUUCCGGCGGCGGACUAAGUGCGGCCGAUUACGACAUCCAGGGCGUGUCGUACUACCCCUUCUACAACUCUGGUGCUACGCUGUCGGCCCUGGGAUCCAGUCUGCAGAACAUGGUGAGGAAGUAUGGGAAAGAGGUGCAGGUUGUGGAGACGAAUUGGCCGACGUAUUGUCCGAAUCCUAGCUAUGCUUUCCCGAGUGAUGUUAAGAGUAUCCCGCUUAGUGUUGAUGGGCAGAUUACCUGGAUGAAGGAGGUUGCGAAGAGGGUUGAGCAGGCGGGGCAGGGGAAAGGGACGGGAUUGUUCUACUGGGAGCCGGCUUGGGUGAGUAAUGCUGGGUUGGGAAGUAGUUGUGGGUGGAAUUUGAUGGUUAGUGAUAAGGGGCAGGAUAUGGGCGGAUUCAAGGUCUUUGGUCAAAUCUAG
This is a messenger RNA of Westerdykella ornata, 1151 nucleotides long. Its product is annotated as glycosyl hydrolase 53. Gene Ontology annotation, biological process: pectin catabolic process. The record is from RefSeq and is a predicted model, not a curated record. The coding region runs from base 81 to 1151 and encodes 356 amino acids. Gene Ontology annotation, molecular function: glucosidase activity. Lineage: Eukaryota; Fungi; Ascomycota; Dothideomycetes; Pleosporales; Sporormiaceae. The transcript has a single exon.